Messenger RNA from Carcharodon carcharias (great white shark), 483 nucleotides. Its product is annotated as histone H2A.V-like. Lineage: Eukaryota; Metazoa; Chordata; Chondrichthyes; Lamniformes; Lamnidae. Bases 1 to 483 code for a protein of 160 amino acids. Gene Ontology annotation, cellular component: nucleosome. Gene Ontology annotation, molecular function: structural constituent of chromatin; protein heterodimerization activity; DNA binding. The record is from RefSeq and is a predicted model, not a curated record. The transcript is spliced from 3 exons.
AUGCGUUUCAAUGAACAGUCACUGCUGACAUUUUACCCCUCAAUUCUGAUCAUUCUCCGGUGCCUCUGCUGUGCCGAAACCACCAUGGUCACCAAUCUGGGGAAAAAAACCAAGAGUCGCUUUGCUGGGGGUGGGGGAAUUGGCAGGGUAAAGGAACAAAUCAACAAUCCAUUCAUCAUCCUGACUCGCCAUUCCUUUACUAUUGCCGAGUCAAAAUCGUGGAACUCCCUAACAGUCACCAUCUACCUGGCCACUGUCCUUCAGUACCUGGUCACUGAGAUCCAGGGGCUGGCGGGCAAUGUGGCCCAGGACAACAAGAAGAUUCGCAUCAGCCUCCACCACCUGCAGCUCACCAUCAUCAAUGACAAGGAGCUCAACAAGCCGUUGGGAAAAACCACCAUAGCCCAGGGUGGGGUCCUCCCCAAUAUCCAGGCCAUAUUACUGCCCAAGAAAACCAGACAUCCCAGCAAGGUUUAUGCCUGA